UAACAACAAGUCUGAAUUUGCCUUGGACUGUGUGUGUUCCUAUCUUCCAAUGGUAAGUCAUGGCAUGAGCAGCUAUCUAGUCACAUUCCACAGUGAGGAGACCACAGGUAAGCAGCGAGAGAGAGAGACAGAAAGGAAGGAAGCACAGAAGACAUCAUGAAUACACCUCAAUACUGCCUUCUGAUGUUGCUUAUCUACUCGGGCGGACCCAAUGCAGGAGCUCUGAAUGGUAUUAGCCCGUUCAUAAGGCAUUACGAAGGCUUGUCUUAUGAUCGUGAGGCCUUACACAGGAGACACCGGCGUGCCAAACGAGAGACCCAGCCUCAGGACCAGACACUGCAGCUGGACUUCAGAGCUUUUCUCAGGACCUUCCGGUUGCGUUUGAGGCGAGACACGACGGGAUUCACAGAGCCUUUUGAAGUCUUCUCUGAAAAUAUAUCAAGUACAGCAGACCUCUCCCAUCUAUAUUCUGGAGAACUUGAAGAUGAGAAGGGAUCUUCCUGUCACGGCUCGGUCAUCCAGGGCCAGUUUGAGGGUUCUGUCCUCACAGCCAAUGGAACGUAUUACAUAGAGCCCGUCCACAGAUACACCARCCAGCCCACACAACACCACUCCAUCAUCUACCAUGAGGACGACAUGGAUGCUCCUCCCAUGGGAAGCAGUCGUGACGGGUUCUGUGGUGCAGAACGUCUGCGGCGCCUUGCCCAAAGCCUCAGACCCAAUCAGGAAGUUCCAGUGUCCAGGUCGAAGAGAACAUUGGACCAGUCUAAAACCAGCUGUCUACUCCACCUCCAUGCUGACCACUUCUACUACAGGAAGUUCAAGAGUGUCGAGGCUGUUGUGGCUCAGGUUGCCUCCUACGUGAGAGCGGUGAAUGAUAUUUAUGACAAGGCCGACUUUGACGGUCUCAAGCUAAUCAACUUCAAAGUGAAAUCACUCAGUGUCAUGAGAGAGGAGGACGAGACCAACCCCUUGAAUCGGCCCUUCCUCGGCCCAGAGAAGCUGCUCAGUCUGUUCUCUGAGAGAGACUGGGGAAACUACUGUCUGUCCUACCUGCUGACCAACAGGGACUACAGUGGAGUGCUGGGGCUGGCCUGGGAGGGCAAGACAGGGAACUGGGGAGGGAUUUGUUCGCGACACACGCUCAUGCGGGAUGGUAGCAACGCCAGUCUGAACACAGGCCUGAUCACGCUGCAGAACUACGGCCAGUACCUGCCCCCCCAACACGUUCAGCUCACCCUGGCCCACGAACUGGGCCACAGCCUGGGUGCCCCUCAUGAUGAAGGUUUGGAUUGUGGGAACCUGGGUUCUUCUGGAGGGAAAGGCAGGUUCUUGAUGUUCCCUCACGCUACCAAUGAGGUCCGGGAGAACAACGAUAAGUUCUCUCCCUGCAGCAUCAAGCAUAUCAGCCGAGUCCUGAAAGUCAAGAAGGAUGACUGCUUUGUGGUCAGUGAUCAGCCCAUCUGUGGGAAUCAGAUCGUGGAGGAGGGGGAGGAGUGUGACGUGGGCCACAACGAGACAGACCUCUGCUGCCAAAGCGCCAAGGAAUCUGUGGGCAUCCAGUGUCGCCUGAAACCUGGCAAGAAGUGCAGUCCCAGUCAGGGUCUGUGCUGUGGGCCAGCAUGUGUCUUGAAACCGUCAGGGGUCAGCUGUGAGGAGGAGUCAGACUGUCAGCUGGAGAGUAUAUGCUCUGGUCUCUCCCCCAUCUGCCCCGAGCCUGUGGCCAAGCCCAACAUGACCGUAUGCAGUCUGGGCACCCGGGUGUGUCUCAACGGGAACUGUGCUAAAUCACUGUGUGUGAGGUACGGCCUGGAGCAGUGUGACUGUCUGGGAGAGUCCAAAAAAGAAAAGUGCCACAUGUGCUGCCAACAGCCGGACAAGCCUGCAACCUGCGCCAGCACCACAUCCUCUGUCUUGACAAGCAUUUCCAGGGAAAGCGUGUAGCCUUGGUUGCCGGGGCACGUGUUCAGCCAAGCAGGGCUACUGCGACAUGUUCCAGGUGUGUCGCAUCCUGGACGCUGACGGGCCCAUCGCCAGGCUGAAGAAUCCUUCCUCCACCUGGUAGACCUGGAUGAGUUUGAUGACCUGGCUGAGUGGAUAAAGGAACCUGACUGGCCAUGGAAUCCAUCUCAGGCAGCUCCAGCCAGCAGACUCCAUGCACAGCAGCCAGUCAGCCAGCCUCCACUGUGAAACAGCAUUUCACAACUCAUCACAUCUACCCAACCACCCAGGCCCAGGGGACAGAGGCAUUCCAACCCUGCACUCAGCUAACCCAUUUCACAAUGGGGCAAUUCCAUGCCAGGAUGGCCCAAAGUUAUUUGAUAUCAUAUACAUGAUGUUGUGGAUUUUCCUGAAAUGAAUUCCCUUACAAGGUCCUUUGGGGGAAGGACGGUUGGCAUACCUUUUGAAAUCUGUAUCCAAAAUAAUUCUUGAGAAAUAACUAGUUAAAGUUGUGACAUUU
Salvelinus sp. IW2-2015 is the source of this 2461-nucleotide messenger RNA. The record is from RefSeq and is a predicted model, not a curated record. NCBI's taxonomy places the organism in Eukaryota, Metazoa, Chordata, Actinopteri, Salmoniformes, Salmonidae.